Messenger RNA from Spinacia oleracea (spinach), 2894 nucleotides. Its product is annotated as K(+) efflux antiporter 1, chloroplastic-like. The transcript has 5 exons. Lineage: Eukaryota; Viridiplantae; Streptophyta; Magnoliopsida; Caryophyllales; Amaranthaceae. The record is from RefSeq and is a predicted model, not a curated record. Bases 2399 to 2725 code for a protein of 108 amino acids.
CACCCCAUAUCCCUCGUACCAAACGAGCCGAUAGAUUCUUCCUCACCAGUCACCACAUAUCUUUCUCUCUCCUCUUAAUCAAUUCUUUCAAUUUUUGCAAGACUUCUUCUGCCUCCACUUUCUUCUACCAUGCUUCGAUCCUCUUUCUUCUUCUAUCAGAUCAUUCGUUUGAAUUUUAGGUUUUUUUUCCAUUUAUGGCGAGAAUGAAGAAAUUGCCAUCGGAAGACAACAAAAGGGAGGAAAGGGUUUAUUUUAUAUCCUCUCUAAUAUUUCUCCUUUCUUUUAAAUAAAUGGCGUCCAGAUCUAGCAGUUCUCCCUCGGCUUCCAACAGGAGUAUUGGCUUAGAGGCGUUAGGAAGUGCAGGAGCACAAAAAAAUAGUUCUAACUUCGAUUUUCAUGAUUUUUAGGUAAUAAUUUGCGAUUACCUUAAUCAAGAUGCCAAAGAUUUAGGUUUCUAAGGGGAGUAUUGAUUGGACGCAUGAAGAGAUAGCCCCAUGAAAAACCAUCAAGAUUUCAAAUUUUCAAUGGCGUAUAUAUUGGCCCGGAGGCAUUAGGAAGUUCAGGUAUUUCGUGUUUGUCUAAACCAAAUAUUUUGGUUGGAAUUGGAAUUUUGUGUUUUGGAAUUGGAAUUGGAAUUUCGUGUUUGUCUAAUCGUUUUGUGUUAAGGAUGAAUUAGGAAGGUAGCAAUAUAUUUUGGUUUCAAAAUAGAAAAAUGAAGGAUGGUAUUAACUAUUUUGAAAUCUUAUUGUGAUUUAACUUUUCAAUCUGGGUUUCCCUGGUUUUAAACUUUGUCUCUGUGGCUAUCAUGGUUCUGUUUUCAGGAUUACCUACACUGUUGAAUCGCAUCAUCUUAAAGUUUGACACACACAUGUCACUUUCUUUUUACAUUGUAUUUCCCGAGGAUUGCUAAACCUCAAGUGGCUCAAAUACAAUUAUUUUUAGUACCGACACAGCAUAUGUCAGUACCAAUAACACAAAUAAUUUGUAUUGGUACUUCUUAACUAGUCUUAGUACCAAUGUCAAAUUAGCGGGUACUAAUUACAAGCCACUUGUGUCCAUAUGGACACAAGUCACUUGAGGCCAAGACUUCCUCGUAUUUCCUUAUCUUUAGUUUUAAGGAAUGUGUUUCUGGGCUAUUAUUAACAGUCUAACUAUUCAUUGUAAUAUAGCCCUUUGGUAUCCACAAUGAAGGAGUAAGUCAAUGAGUAGUGAAUUGUUGACUCCAUUUGAAAUGGACAAUACUCAUCCAGGUCAUACCUCUCUUAAAUUCUGCCUAGAAAACUUUGCCUGAUAUUUUUAUAUGUGAUUAUUUUACAAGUCAAGGAUAGAAACAUGUCUCUAAAGCUUGUCUGUUUUUGGUGGCAACUGUGUCUCGAGACUUAAAGUGUAGGUUUCGGGUGUUGGAUGGUGUCAACUGUUACUCUUAUGGAAAUGCUGACAUCUUGGAAAUCUACUAGAUCAUCAUAUGAAAAUUGUAGUUAUAGUGUGAAAUGGCAAGUUAUUGCCAUGUUAUGUAGAUUUUAAUAUGUGCUAGCUUAAAAUGUGUUACUGGUGAUCUGCGAAGCAUAUGCUUAUCUAUGUAAUCCUUUGUCGAGCAAAAAAAGACACUCCACAAUUGGUCGACCUUGUAGCACUAUUCCUUGAUAAUCCCAUAGGAGCAAGUCAAAGACUCGCAUACUUGCUUGUAAUCAUGCAUGAACAUGGCAAAAAAUAGUCACAUAUGUUGUGUAAAGAUUUUGUUCGUGAUGCAACUUCCUUGCUUGAUAUCAUUGUCUUCUCACCCUUAUUGUGCUUAAACUGAUGUUCUUGUCCUGUCAGAGUGCUAGACAAUUCGUCGCAUAGUCUUCAGUUAAGUACUCCUAGAUAUCAUGUUCAUAGUAAAUUGAUGAAAAUUAUGGAUGUUAUAAUUAGUUGAAAAUGCACCCAAUUGGAAGUAAGCUCCUGCUGAUUUGGUUGAUUUGUUGAGAUUAUCUAAAACAAUUUUUUUACCAAUCAACCAAAUCAUCAAAUUUCUACGCACCGAUUAUUGGCUAAAACUAACGAACACCAAAGUUAGUUUUAACAAGAAAUACGCAUGCUCUUGAUUUACUCUCUCCGUUAAAAUCAUUCAAAAACCCUAAAUUUUGACCGGCUUCGAGCAAUUUCUUAUGAUCUUCGACAUAUGGUAUGGAUUACAAAAUUUUAGCUUAUUUUUGCAGAAUUAUUUGUUUUCAGUCGCUGGUGCUUUAUUACUCCUCAAUUAUUAAUUUGAAUUAUAAUGCUAGAUUUCUGAAAAAUGGAGAUGGAGACGAUCUUGAAGAUUUGGAUGGGAAGGUUUCUUAGCUUAAAAACGAGGAUUUUUGGCUUAUGAUAAUUUGAUACGGAGUAUAUCAUUUCAGUUUUGAAAGAUUUGUGUUCCAUGAAGUUAUUUUACACAUUUACAUGUGGCGAGAGGCUCCAUCUAAGUAUAGAGAAAGAAGAAAUGAAUCGAAAGGCUAAACUGCCAACGUCAGAGAUAGCAUCCGCGAUCAAUGAAUUUAGAUCCCGUCACCUCUCUGAGUUGACUGAGCUGUGUGAAGCUAGUGGAAGUUCUCUAGGUUAUGGAUAUUCUCGUGUCAUGACCAAACCCAAGUCUCAACCGCUGGAUCCAUCAGAUGAUAUGAUAACCCAAUUAUUGACGGAACACUGGCAAUAUGAGUAUGCAUCAGUUAGCGAAGAAGACAACAGAAAAAACUGUAUAGGUUGAUUACAGUCUCGUUAGGUUAAUUUGUAUAGAAAAUUUUGGCAAUAAUAUUCAAUAUACUCGUACCUCCUUUGAUUCAUUGUUCAAAAAAAUUCAUCGUUGAUCAAUGAUGACAAAUAUUCAUGUUCAUUUUCUGAAAGGAAUCCAAAAUUUUGGCUGUUCUUUUUUCUAA